Messenger RNA from Eurytemora carolleeae, 650 nucleotides. It is a transcript of the gene Polr3H, whose product is annotated as DNA-directed RNA polymerase III subunit RPC8. NCBI's taxonomy places the organism in Eukaryota, Metazoa, Arthropoda, Copepoda, Calanoida, Temoridae. The transcript is spliced from 8 exons. The record is from RefSeq and is a predicted model, not a curated record. Bases 34 to 630 code for a protein of 198 amino acids. Gene Ontology annotation, cellular component: RNA polymerase III complex. Gene Ontology annotation, biological process: transcription initiation at RNA polymerase III promoter; DNA-templated transcription. Gene Ontology annotation, molecular function: DNA binding; DNA-directed RNA polymerase activity.
UGGUUAAGAAAAAUACUCAGGUAUAAGGCGAAAAUGUUUGUUUUAUCUGAACUAAAGAACAUCGUAAAGCUGCAUCCUAGAGGGUUCGACAAAUCUUUAGAGGAUCAGAUUAAGAACGAGUUAAACUAUAAGUUGUCCAACAGAGUGAUGAUUAAUGUUGGACUAUGUAUCUCACUCUUUGAUAUUCUUGAAGUUGGAGAAUCACACAUUCUUCCAGGUGAUGGCUCUGCCCAUACGAAAGUUAGAUUCCGGAUGCUAGUUUUCAGACCCUGCAAAGAGGAGGUGUUGGUUGGUAAAAUCAAAUCCUGUUCAAGAGAGGGCGUCACCGUCACGCUCGGCUUCUUCGACGAUAUUUUCAUCCCGGGGGAUUGCUUGCAACAUCCCUCCAGGUAUGAGGAGAAUGAGAGUGUAUGGGUGUGGGAGUAUCCUGUAGAGGACGGACACCAUGAUAUGUUUCUUGAUCCUGGUGAACAAAUAAGGUUUAGAGUCGUCUCAGAGACAUUUACAGAUUUGGGACCCAAACAGGAGAAUAGUGAACAGGAGGGCCAGCAGGAAGAACGAUUACCGCCGUAUGCUGUUACUGCUACGAUAAACGAGCCUGGAUUAGGUCUACUCUCAUGGUGGAACUAGAACAUAUUCUCAUUCACGAU